GAUUUACCGACAGUAUUCAGUACCUAACCUCAAAUUAAAUAGUAAAGUUAGGUUAGGAGAAUAGUUUAUUUUUCCUAAAUUUAAAAAUGAGUUUUGUUAAAGUAAUUACUUCAAAACUAUCCAUUGCACGUAUCGCAGCACCUAAAACAAUACUUACGUCGUGCUACUGCACCGAUGUCGAACACCAAAUUCAGAUACCAAAUAGAAUACACAGAGGACCAACAGAUAUUUUGCAGGCUUUGGAGAGCACAGUACAACGGGAUUACACAGCAGCCCACUACAAGUAUCACGACGAUCCCUAUCUCACGCCAAUGUCCAAUUUAGGUAAACGAACAUUCGCAAUGGCUCAAGAAGCAGGCCGUAAAGCUGCCCAUUGGGUUCGUAAGGAAAACGCGGACUUAUUUCAGCAUAGGGAAGCCGAACCGAUGAUUAAGGCGUUCGUUCCCCCUAAGAUUUACACUGAAAACUCGGAUGUUUGCGAAGAGGAUUUAAUUAACGCAAUUAAAGAUGUGCAAGUAGCAGAUUCGACUUUAAUAUAUAAACUUUUAAAAAACAAAAAUGUGGAUAUUUCACAUGGUACGUUACAGCAAUUACUCGAACUGAUAUGCUUCUAUAAUUGCGAGGAACCUCUUGGCGAAGAAUUCAUUGAAGAGCGUUGGUUCAAGCAAUCCGCUCGAGGAAAAGAGAGACAAAGGAAAACCUGGAAAGAUGGUAGUUUCGCCGAAGAAGUUUUCAUAAGCUUUGAGAAUCCCGGUGCGGAGGCAUACUCUGCUAUCAUACAGGGUAUGGCAAAAUACGGGCAAAUUGAUCGAUCCGCUCAAUUAUUCGAAGAGGCACAGAACAAAGGGCUCGUUCUAUCAGCUGAUACAUUUAAUGCCAUCAUUUCUGUUUCCGAUUUUCUCAAAGAAGGUUAUGACCACAGGUGGAAGUUUAUACUCGAGACGCUUUCCUUGAUGUCGAUGGCGAAAGUGAAACCGAAUCUGGGAACACUGAACAGUGUUCUUAAAAUACUAAGUACGAUGGGUACCGGGAAGGUUGUGAAACAACACGUGUUAAGGACUUUGUCGGAAUUUAGAGCGUUAGGAAUCGAACCUUCCUUGGCCUCUUGGUAUUAUGUGUUGAUAUCGUUUUGUAAAGAACGUGGCCCAGUGAGCCCGAUUUUAAGAAACAUAAUGGCGGAAUUAAAUGGUAAGGAAUUCAAAAUUCGUGAUAGCAGAGACACAUUCUUUUUUGUCACUGCCAUGGAUGUUUGUCAUCAUCAUCUUUGCGACAAGGAAUUAGCCAAACAAGUUGAUAAUUUAUUGCAUCUACACAACAAUUAUGACCUUAUUGGAGAUUCAUAUAAAGAAUCAAUUUAUUAUCGUCAUUAUAUAACACUGCUAUGCAAAACUGAGCCCUUAGAAGAUUUCAUGGAAAAUGUAUACCAAAAGCUUGUCCCCAAUAUCUACGUACCAGAACCAAGCGUUAUGUUGGACAUACUGAAAUAUGUCGAAGCAAAUGAUGCGAUUAAUUACUUGCCAAGAUUGUGGUCGGACAUAGUAAUCUUCGAUCACGCGAAUCGUGAAAAUAUCUUAACCUUAAUCUUGAACAUAAUGAUCAAUAAUGGUAAUAGAGAAGCUCAAAUAGUAGAGAAAUUGUCGAACGUUGCGUGGGAUAUUUGGAGCAAGGUCGAGUAUCAACAGGAACACAGAACGAAAGUGUUAAGCUUUACCGGAGACAUGCUAGGUAAAAUUAUGACUUUAACGUUGAGAAAUAACGAUUUCGAAAAGGCAUCCAAAGUUAUGGACAAAUUAGAAAACAAUCAACAAAGUGUCUUGGGAGUUCCUCAGUUUGAGACAUUGAAACUGUAUGUGGAUCACUGCAUUCAACAGAAACGACCUUCAAGUGGAAUUGACUGUCUUCAAUAUGCGGUUGAUAGUGGAUUUGAGCAAGCAUCGGAAUUAGCAGCCUCUUUAAUUAAGCACCUAACACUGGAUGAAACACACCUACAGAGAAUUUCAAGUCUAGUUGGGCAGGCUGUUUUGACAGAAAAUUCGGUCACCGAAGUAUAGUACCUAGUUUAUGUAUAAUAGUUGAAAUUACUAAUCCUUUUUAUAAAAAAUUAUAGAUC
This is a messenger RNA of Photinus pyralis (common eastern firefly), 2110 nucleotides long. RefSeq names its product protein PTCD3 homolog, mitochondrial. The transcript has 7 exons. The record is from RefSeq and is a predicted model, not a curated record. Gene Ontology annotation, biological process: mitochondrial translation. The coding region runs from base 87 to 2051 and encodes 654 amino acids. Lineage: Eukaryota; Metazoa; Arthropoda; Insecta; Coleoptera; Lampyridae. Gene Ontology annotation, molecular function: rRNA binding; protein binding; ribosomal small subunit binding. Gene Ontology annotation, cellular component: mitochondrion.